AUGUCAACUAGGCGCAGAUCAUCACGAGCUACUAAUGCAACAAAUAUUAUAGAACAGCAGAAAAUUGAUAAGGCACUCAGGCGUAUAGCAGGGUCACAUGGAGCGGAGCCUCGGCUCGAGCACGGCGUUCUGUCCGAGCAGAAAUGUGCACCAGUGUGGAACCUCUUUUCGCGCUACGCCGCGCGGAGCCCUCGCAUCCAACCGCGUUCAGAUGAGGCUGGACCACCCAUGGCUGCUGGCGGCUGGCCGCAGCGUCGACGGACUCCGAUUCCCAGACCUGCCGUGGGAGAGGGCGGCGAGAAUGUUGGUGAUGCGGCAGGUGUCGUGGAUGCUUUGGCGCCUGCAGCAGCCGCAGUAGCCGCAGAGGCAGCAGAGGCCGCCAAGAGCUGGGAUGAUGACGGCCAUCACGUCAUAGACCUGCUGCAGCCGCUACUAACUCGUGGAGUCACGGCCCCCCGCCACCUCCAAGAGGCGCUCAUGCACAUGGUUCUCAAUGUGGAGGCCCACAGCUCCUCCUCCCUACCACACAGGGCGUACAGCUUGCUCAUGGCGAUGUUGGAGUGGCAUCCGCCCGCCAAGCUGGAGGGGGAUGUGUUGAUGAUCAAUGAGGACCUUUGGGCACCCGUCGGCUGCGCCUGGCAGGCUGAGCCGCACCGCGACAAGCCCCGUCUGCAGUCCCUGCGCGAGGCGACUGGGUUGUCGGCGCUCGUGGCCUCAGCACACAACUGGGUGGUGCGGGAGGCGGAGGGGGGGGGAGGAGGAAGGAUGCUGCCAGCAACAGGUGCCCCCGAGGGGGGUGAUGCGGGUGAAGUUAUGUUGCUCAAGUACUGGAUCACAAUGAUGCAGUUGGAUCUGGAUGUCCGUAUGGGCCUUAUGCGGCUGAGCGGGUUCCGCCAGCGGCGAACCAGCCCCUUGGAGAGCAGUUUGGUGUACCGCCUGAUGCUGACCUACACAAACUGGGCUGACGGCAGCUCCUCGAAGCCCCUCCUAAUUAGGCAACUAGCCGCCAUACGGAUUUGGAGCCACAGAGCGGCCGUAGCAGUGGCGGGAGGGGGAGGGGGCAGUGGCGGGGGCUCGCAGCUAGUGAGCCUGGCGGAGGUGGGAGAACUGGCGGCGGCGCUGCUCGGGAUGAUGUACGACGUUUACGGCGCUUUGGACCGCAUGCGGUUCUAUGUACGGCAGGGGACGCAGGGCCGCGAUAACGACCUUGUACGGAUGGAUAAGGUGGUAUCUGCGGCGAUUCUCAAAGACCUGCCGUACAAGGACCCAGAGAACCUGCGGGUGCUACUGGGCUCGCUGCCCCCCGCGGCGUGCAUGAGGCUGCUGGUGUACUUGUUGGCGGAUGCGGCGUACAAGCGGCUGGAGGUGGGUGGUGAUCAGCUGGCUAUUGGGCUCCGGCGCGUGGCGCUGCACUACGCGGACAACGGAGUGGUGGGGGCGCCGCCGCAGGUUCGGGCCUCUGACGCGCUCCUCUACCUGUCAUCUCCGGGCAACUGGCACUGGGGAGCGGGCGCCAUGUCCUUCGGUCUGCCCGGCAGGGGGGGACUGACGCUGCUGGUGGCGCACCUCACAAUCUCCGCGCUGCAGACGGCGGAACAGCAGGUACGGCAGGCACGUGAGGCGUCGGCGGCAGCAAUGGCAGGUGUACGGCAGCGCCGCGGCGAUAGCGGUGGCGGUGGCGGGGACGAUAUGGAAGUGGACGGUGUAGGCGGCGGCGGAGAGGCGGCGGCCGAGGAGGCGGCGGCCGAGGAGGUGGCGGCCGAGGCACUGGGGGAGGAGGAGGUGGUGCAGAUGUGGGCGGGGGAGGCGCGGGAGGUGGCGAGGCUGUUCCGGCAGCUGGCGGAGAGGCUGCGGAGCGGGGGGGGCGGGGCGGGGGCGGGCGGGUCCCGGGGCGGAGGAGACGGGGCAGUGGCUGCGGCAGACUGUACGGCAACACCUAUCCGGUGCGCUGAGUUGCUGGUGGCCCGUGUGGAGGCGCAUGUGGAGGCCGAUGACAUGAUGGGUCAGGGUGCUGGUGGCCACAGUGCUUUCGAAAGUGGCUACUGA
Molecule: messenger RNA, 2046 nt
Organism: Volvox carteri f. nagariensis
Lineage: Eukaryota; Viridiplantae; Chlorophyta; Chlorophyceae; Chlamydomonadales; Volvocaceae
Exons: 16
Coding region: 1-2046 (681 amino acids)
Source: RefSeq, a predicted model, not a curated record